Messenger RNA from Condylura cristata (star-nosed mole), 4351 nucleotides. It is a transcript of the gene AP1AR, whose product is annotated as adaptor-related protein complex 1 associated regulatory protein. Gene Ontology annotation, molecular function: AP-1 adaptor complex binding. The record is from RefSeq and is a predicted model, not a curated record. Gene Ontology annotation, biological process: negative regulation of substrate adhesion-dependent cell spreading; negative regulation of cell motility; regulation of Arp2/3 complex-mediated actin nucleation. Bases 27 to 914 code for a protein of 295 amino acids. The transcript is spliced from 10 exons. NCBI's taxonomy places the organism in Eukaryota, Metazoa, Chordata, Mammalia, Eulipotyphla, Talpidae.
GGCGCGGCGCGCCGGGGCGGCAUGCGAUGGGGAACUGCUGCUGGACGCAGUGCUUCGGGCUCCUCCGCAAGGAAGCGGGGCGGCUGCAGCGCGCCGGCGGCGGCGGAGGAUCCAAGUAUUUUAGGACAUGCUCAAGAGGUGAGCAUUUAACUAUAGAGUUUGAGAACCUGGUAGAAAGUGAUGAAGGGGAAAGCCCAGGAAGCAGUCAUAGGCAUCUUACUGAGGAAGAAAUUAUUGACCUGAGAGAGAGACAUUAUGAUUCUAUUGCCGAAAAACAGAGACAUCUGGAUAUGAAAAUUCAAAAGGAGUUAGCCUUACAAGAAGAGAAGUUAAGACUAGAAGAAGAAGCUUUACACGCUGAACAGCGUGAAGCAGCCAGGGCAGCAAAGCAGCGAAAGCUCCUGGAGCAAGAAAGACGGAGAGUGGCGCAGCGACACCGGCCUCCCAGCGGUGGAGACUGCCAGAGUUCAGGAGCAGAAGAUGACUUUGAAUCUUGUUUGAGAAAUAUAAAGUCACAGUGUGAAGUCUUUCGAAGUAGUAGACUUUCAUCAGAUGCUACCGUUUUGACACCAAAUACAGAAAGCAGUUGUGAUUUAGUGACCAAGACUAAGUCAACCAGUGGGAAUGAAGAUAGCACAUCCUUAGAUCUAGAGUGGGAAGAUGAAGAAGGAAUGAAUCGAAUGCUUCCAAUGAGAGAACGCUCCAAAACAGAGGAAGACAUUCUUCGCGCAGCACUUAAGUAUAGCAGCAGGAAGGCUGGAAGUCAUCCUACGUCAGCUUCUGAUGACUCCAAUGGACUGGAGUGGGAAAAUGAUUUUGUUAGUGCUGAAAUGGAUGAUAACGGCAAUUCCGAGUAUUCUGGAUUUGUAAAUCCUGUAUUAGAACUGGCUGAUGCAGAUCCACAGAAACGAUAGGAUAAAAUCAUGUGACCCAGCUCAUCAGUGAUGACCAAAAGUUGAAAACCAAUUAGAAUGUAGAAAUGGCUAUGCUGAGCCUUUGGGAAAGAGGGAGGUAAAAAACUGUGUUGUGCUUUUCAAAAAGCAAUGGGAAUGGAGGGUAUCUCUGAAUGGCUUCAGAAUCAAGUGCAAUUUCAUCAUCUGCCUUCUGUUUUCCAGAAACAUUUUAAUGAUCCUGUCAUGUUGUCGAUUAAAUUUACUUUGACUAUAGCAUUCCUGUUUUAUUAUUUGUAGAGUUUCCCUUUGUAGACAUUUUAUUAAUUUCACUUCAUAUACUUUCUUAAGCCUGUUUCAGCAGUUAAAUAUGAGAAUAUUAAAGCAUUUUUGGUUAAUUCUCAGCAGAUGUAAAGGGAGCAUUGGGAGGGACUACAAUAUUCAGUUUCAAAAUAGUGUUCCCUUUCCAACAUUAUUUGUGUGGCUUAUUUAUUUAUUACCUGAUAGUAAGCAUAAUUAAUUGGAGUGGAGAACUCACAAAAUACUGAAGUAUCAGUUUCUCUCUAGACAUGUUGCAUAGCCCAGUACAGUAAUGUUGGCCCAGCUUAAACAAAGGGUAUGGAAUGAUAAAAUAAGCUCUGAGUUUGGAAACAAAGUUGGUAAUCAAAAGUAGUAUCUAAGAAAAUAUAUAUAUACUUAGGUUUUUCACUUCCUUUUUCAUGCCACUAUAAAGGAAUAUUGACUUUAAUGGCUAUAUCAAAUCUCUAGAUGUCUUCUUUAAUUCUGUAUUUUCAAUAAAUGAACUUUAAAAGAUUACACAGAACAUAUUCUCUGUGCAUGACUAUUAAGGAAGGAAAACUUGACAAGCUUUAAUACGGGUAUUUCAAAGUUAAUAAGUCCUUUCUGGUUUGAAAGGAUUCAUUGAUUUUAUUAAGCUUUCCUUUGCCUUGUAAUACAAGGUGCUUUAAUGGGAUGAAACUAAGUCUGUCAGUAUAUAUAAUUACAUUUUGUGAUAUACAGUUAACCCUUCUUUUCUCUCAUUUAUGUAUCAAUUUAAAAAGCCAAGGACAUAAGACAGUUCCUAAUUGCUUGUCUUGAUUUUGCUGAGGAUAGAGUAUGAUUUUGGUAAACAAACCUUUUCAGUUUUUCCUUAGUGGUUUUGUUUUUCUUGCAACAAUGACAGUGCAUGUUCUCAAAAAUAUAGGAAGGUCCAGAUAUAAAUAGUAACUUGCUGUAGUUAAAAAAAAAAAUCACGUGGCCCUUUCCAAUAUUUGAACUGCUAGGCAAUGACAUUUAUAGUUUCCUUUUUUAUCUCAUAGAAAUAAAAAUAUGACACUUCAAAUGUGUAAAUAUAUUAGGUCAUGCUAUUUAUUUCUGUCUUAACAUACUUUUACCUUGUAGCUGUGUCCCUGGAAAUAUUUUCAAGGUAAUCUAUAUUCACACUGCCUGUGUUAUGCUUUUUAAAGUUUGUAUACAUCAGAUGUAUAUUUUUGGUUGGCAUUGGCUACUAUUGUAAUUUUUCUUGGCAUUUUGUUCAUAAAGAAUUUUUUGAAGGAAUGGUAACUUCUCAAGGAUUGUGAAUAAAUACAUUUUUACAUUUAAAAACAAUGAUUUCUUAGUAUUUACUCCAUAAACAUACAACAACGCUGACUGAGAAAUUAUUUUAUUAAAUCUACUAUGAAGACAAAAGAGUAACAAAUCAGUAAAGCAGUAAAACUAAACUUGAAAAUGUGAUAUAAAUGUCACCCAACAGUUUGGGUUCAAUGACAGUGAUACCUAAAUUCCUUCAUAUUUAAACUUUGUAACUUAGCAACUCAUCCAUCAGUCUCAAAGUCAAGAAACAGCAAGCAGGUAACAGAAUCUUUCAAAGUGGUCAAAAUGUGACAGGACGGGCACAGAAGAGUGUAAACACUUUACUCCUAAGUCUUUACCACAAACCUGUUUGCACUAUAUAAGCAAGUCCAGCAAGUUGGGUGAUCUAACUUGUAAACCUACAUUAGUCAGGAAGCUACAAUCCCACAAAAAGAGGAUAUAAUAAAGGACAUAGAAUUCAUUGACAGUUGUGAGAAAGGCUGAUGCCCUCAGGUUAGAGGAACAUACUAGUUUUCUGUUUCCUGUGCUAACACAUUUUUACAGUUGAGUGGUUUACAACAACACAAAUUUACUAUGAAGUUCUCUAGGUUACAGGUUGAAGGCAGAGCUCAUUGAACUCAGUUUCCAUGGGGCAGUGUUCCUUUCUGGAGACUUCCCCGUCCAGCUUUAAGAUGCACUCCCCCUGCUCCUCCCCCGCCCCCAUCCUUGGCGCAGGGACCCUCGAUCUUCACAGCCACCAGCAGCUGGUGGAGUCCUCACACAGCUUACCACUGGCAUCCUGUUCUGCCUCUUCUACUUCUGAGGACCACUGUGAUCACUGGGUCACCCAGAUAAUCCAAGAUAAUCUCUACUAGAAGGUCUCCUGAUUAGCCACCUUACUUUCCUUCUCCACCUUUCCCCUUUGCCUUACAAGAGCAGUUGGAGGUUCUAGAGAUUAGCAGGUGGACAUUUUGGGGUGGGCUCUGACCACUGUGGGAGGACGUAGGGGAAAAUAGAAACGGACAUAGGAAAUGAGACAGUCCAGCCAUUUUUAUAGGCACAAACGCUAUAUCCUGGAAGUCCUAGAGCAAGGGAGUAAAGGUGUAAAUGUUGGUGUCACAUACCACAGUCCAGGAGUUAAACCUGGACCGAAUGGCCUGAAUCAAAAAUAAAGGUUUAGCAAUCUCUUAAUAAGAGGUGCCAGAAUUUACAAAAAGGCUGUUACAGAAAUUUUUUUUUUUUUCUCAAAAAAUGGACGUCUUAAUGUAGGAGAAAACUGAAUAUAACAGGUUACCAUUAUUAUUAAACACUCACUAAUUACCUGGUGAGAGUGAGCCAAAUGUAAAUCUUAAAUGAGGGCAACAAUUUUGAACAUAAAAUCUGUCUUACAAGUAUUUAUGCAUCUAAGAACAGGUCCUCAGAAAGCAUUUCAAAGCAAAUAGAAAAGAAUUAGAUUUUGACUUUAUAUCUGGACACUUAAAAAUCUGAAUUCAUGGAAUUAAAAUUUGUGAGAUACAUACAUAAAAAUAGACAAUUUUGGUUAAAAAAUAAAAACUUUAAGCUCAAUACGUGUUUCUUUAAAAUAAUGGUUUUAGAUGCUGGAUGUAUACAAGGAGAAUUAUGCUCUUGGAAAUAAACAUUUCAUCAUUCUGUAGAACAAAAUAUCAGAAAAGCAAGGUAUUGUCUCAAGAAAGUCUUCCCAUAUUAAGACCACAAGGAUACACAUGCUCUACUCCAAAACAGGCCAUGCUGCAGCUAGCACUCUGGUACUGCAAGCUUAACACACUGACAGUACGCUGUGAUCUUGACCCUGAAAACAAAUGGCAGCUGUGAAAUGAUGUGACCAGAUCAGAGAUGGUUCCUGAUGAAAACAGGACUAAAAAAAGCAU